Vombatus ursinus (common wombat) is the source of this 4645-nucleotide messenger RNA. RefSeq names its product heparan sulfate 6-O-sulfotransferase 2 (gene HS6ST2). Bases 1 to 1287 code for a protein of 428 amino acids. Gene Ontology annotation, cellular component: membrane. The transcript is spliced from 3 exons. Gene Ontology annotation, molecular function: heparan sulfate 6-sulfotransferase activity. The record is from RefSeq and is a predicted model, not a curated record. NCBI's taxonomy places the organism in Eukaryota, Metazoa, Chordata, Mammalia, Diprotodontia, Vombatidae.
AUGGAUGACAAAUCCAACAAGCUGCUCCUGGCCCUGGUGAUGCUGUUCCUGUUCGCUGUGAUCGUUCUGCAGUACGUCUGCCCCGGCACCGAAUGCCAGCUCCUCCGCCUGCAGGCGUUCGCCUCGUCCCAUGCCGACCCGUACCGCACCGAGGACGAGAGUCCGCCCCGCUUCGUGGCCCGCCUCAAUUUCACCGACGCCGAACUCCUGCGGAAGGUCGACUUCAACAUCAAGGGGGACGACCUCAUCGUCUUCCUGCACAUCCAGAAGACCGGGGGCACCACUUUCGGCCGCCAUCUGGUGCGCAACAUUCAACUGGAGCAGCCGUGCGAGUGCAAAGCUGGCCAGAAGAAAUGCACUUGUCACCGUCCCGGCAAACGCGAGACCUGGCUCUUCUCCCGCUUCUCCACCGGCUGGAGCUGCGGCUUGCACGCUGACUGGACUGAGCUCACCAACUGCGUGCCCUCCAUCGUGGACAGCAAGAAAGAAGCCAAGCUGCGACCGACCAGUUGUUGUAAGAGCAAGAAAGCUCACUGCGUCUGCAGAGACCCCAAAGGAGCCUAUCAGAGGCGAGGAGCAAAGAAGAGAAGGAACUUUUACUAUAUCACCAUCCUUCGUGACCCUGUGUCCCGGUAUUUGAGUGAAUGGAGGCACGUUCAGAGGGGAGCAACUUGGAAAGCCUCUUUGCAUGUCUGUGAUGGAAGGUCUCCAACUAUUGAAGAGCUCCCCAGCUGUUACACAGGGGAUGACUGGUCUGGCUGUUCUCUUAAGGAAUUUAUGGACUGUCCCUACAAUUUGGCCAAUAAUCGCCAGGUCCGCAUGCUUUCUGAUCUGAGUCUGGUUGGCUGUUACAAUCUGUCCGUGAUGCCAGAAGAGCAGAGAAACAAGGUUCUUCUAGACAGCGCCAAAGAGAACCUGAAAUGCAUGGCUUUCUUUGGGCUCACUGAGUUUCAAAGGAAGACUCAGUAUCUAUUUGAGAAAACCUUCAACAUGAACUUCAUCUCGCCCUUUACACAGUAUAACAACACAAGAGCAUCCAGCGUGGAAAUAGAUCAGCAGACUCAAAAGCGGAUUGAAGCCCUCAACUUUUUAGACAUGGAAUUGUACGAGUAUGCAAAAGACCUUUUCCUGCAAAGAUAUCAGUUUACAAGACAGAAAGAUCAUCAGGAAGCCCGGCGGAAGCGUCAAGAGCAACGGAAAAUUCUGAAGACCAGGCAUGCUCACAAGCGCGAUCAAAUCGACAACGCGACUACUGAUUACGUAGAGGAUGUCGAAAAAUGGCGAUAAUCAGAAAUGGAAACCUCGUCUUGAACCCUAAAGUACCAACGAGGACAAAACGAAUUUGAGAAAGUGAAAUACUCCAAACAUAUUCUUCCCUAAAUGGGGAAGCAAAAACCGUUCAAAUGUUGCCUCUGCAGAUGCCUUUCAAUUUCAUGUUAUACCAUGCGUGGGUAAAACAAUCUUAAUGUGUAAUUAAAUUUUGGACUACUUAUGAAAUCGAAAUGCCAAACCAGGCUUACCAGAAAUUGAUGCUUAGAUAUUUCAAGGAGUCCUUAAAUUAGUUAUGGAUACAAAAUGAAAAGACAAAAUGUGACCCUUUAACUUAAGCCUAAGAAUUGGUAUUUAAAUUAUUCAUGAUGCAAGUCAAUCUUGGACGCAAACAUCUUUCCAGUGAUAAGCAUGAGCCUAAGGACAGAAUAAAUAAAUAAAAGGGAACAUCUUUUUUUUUUUAAUUUUCUUAUGAAAUUUUUUAAAAGACUCUAUUUGAAUAGAACACCAACUACUAGUGAUGUUUGCCAAACUAAAGAAAAUUUAAAAUUUCUCUGAAAGAUGGUAACUUGACAGAUAUCAGUAUUAGCUUUUAAAAUCAAAAGAGAAGUCACAUGUCUUGUUACAUAGAGAAAUACUCCAAACGUCCAAAUGUUUCUACCCACAGCUAUUAAAGACUUUAAAACUGGAUGUCUCUCAUACUAAAAAAAAAAAAAGAAAAAGACAAAAAAAAAAAGAAGAAAAAGAAGAGUAACAACAACAAAACAAAUGCCAUUUCGCUGAACUGAACACCAAUAUAAAGAACCGAAGGCCAGCAUUUUUAGGGCACUGUAAUUUCAAACAUUCUGUAACGGUUUGAAUCCCACUCCCCAUUCAGGAAAGAUUUCUUCAAAUUGUGCUCAUUUCUACCUGACCACCUGUCAUCCUUCCAUGUUAAAUACAAGCUACUGCCUGCGGUUCAAGAUACCAGAUUCCAAUCAAGACUUCCAUUUGAUGAAAUGAUCAUAUUGCUAUGUACAUAGUGCUGCCCUUCUCUCCAAGCUCAUGAAUAGGAAUUAGUCCAGAACAGUGGCUGACAUUUUUCAUCAUCAAAAGGAAAUGAAUUCAAACUGGACGUAUUUGUUUUCAGUGCAUUUUACUGUAAUGUGUCCAAUCGGGCUAGUUAUUUCUCGAGUGUUAGUUUUGCAUAUUGGUGGAGUCUUGGUGGCAGAGCAAUGUGUCCAUCAUUCAAGGACCAGCUUAGCUGAGUUUGAAAAGGUUCAUCACCAGAGACUUGGCCACCAGGGGAUGAUUUUUUUUCAGCCACAGAAACCCAUCCAGAUGGGCUGCCAGGUCAUGGGAGGCUUAUGAUCUGUGUUGGUGAAGGAAUCGCAGCACUGAUGAAAUCAUGGAUCCUUGAAGUGAAAUCAUCCUUUUCAGUAGUCACAGGUCAUGAUAAUCAUCAAACUACAAAGUGUUUUCAUGUGUGUGAGCAGAUCUAUACUUACACGGUAGCAUAAAAGACUAUACCUUCGGUACUUUGGACAGCCUGAAAAGAAGUGUUCUGCAGCUGAGCUUAGUGUAAAUACAAAUCACAGUUCUUGGAGAUCACACGACUAGAGGAAAAAUAAUUAGAUGGUAUACAUCUCCAUGCAAGAAAAAAAGGAAGAUAUUGGUAUGAAUGGAGUGCAGUCCUAAGUUUUCCAUAUUAGCAAGCAUUUGUAAUUGCUGGAAUUUCCCCUUUUACAUGCUUUGUUACACUUUUAAAGACUUAUGCUGGCUGACUAACCCUCUUGUUACUGAUAUUGGAGAGUAAUAGAAGGAGACUAGAAAUAAUAGAUGUAUUUUCAAUGGGUUUCAUACUCAUGGGGGUAGGGGGGGUGUGACUAGAAGGUAAUAAGACUGAGGGCUUAACAAACAGAUCAGAACCUCUGAAUGAAUAUUGUCAUUCAGAGAAGGCCCUUGGAAGGGGUGUAUUCACUAAUUCCAAAGAGGCUUGCCGGCACCCACAGCUUUGUUCUGGAUCACCUCCAUGGUGGCAAAUCAUUUGUCUUUGGAGAGUGGAGUUAAUUUUUGGAAGCAGCCAAAGGCCAUUGACAAUCGAAUCUAGGGAAUAAGACAAAUGAUCAUACUGGGGAAGAAUGAUUUCAACUCCCCCAAAAAAGUGUGGCUCUAAAGCAGUGAGAUGGAUUUUCUCUUUCUAAUAGCAGUUCCCAAAGAGAAGUCCCAUAAAUAGGCUCAGCACUGACUGCUACAAAUGUGUAGCUUUCCGAGGAGACUGCUUGCAAGGGGGCAACACUCACUUGAUGCUAGGUGGUGUAGUGAAAAUAGCCCUGGAUUUGUAAUCAAAGGGUCCGGAUUCAAAUUCCGGCUUUAUUUCCUAGCUAUGGGAGGCAGUGUUACACAGUGGACAGACCACUGAUUCUGGGAUCAGAGGGUUCAAAUUCUACCUCUGAUACCUACCACCUGUGUGACCUUGGGCAAGUCACUUAACCUCCCUGGGCCUCAAUUUUCUCAUCUGUAAAACAAAGAUUGAAUGAGAUGACUUCUGAGGUCUCUUCUAGCUCAACAUAUAUGAUCUGGGGAUGUUCCCCUCUCUGGGCCUCAGUUUCCCCCUGUGUAAAAUCAAGGGGGUUGGAUGAGAUUAACUCUGAGGUCCACCCCAACUCUAAAUCAUCUGACUCAUUUGGUUGUGUAAGUUUGGGUCUAUUUAUUUCCAUCAGUCUUGUUAUUUUCUGGUCACCAUGCGUCCACUUCUUGCUUGCGCUAUCUGUUUUCAUCAGUGAUAUUCCGUCAAAAAAUUGGACAAGAAGCAGAAAAUGGGCUUUAAACUUCCUUUCUAUUGCUUUGUGCUCGUGUCAGCAUAGCUAAAAGGCUCUGUUAUGUGUGAUGUAGUAUUGCAGUCCCAGGAUACUGAGAACUGACCAACGGGAAGAGUGGACCAAAAUGAAAGCCACUCAAAAGGCAAAGGAAGAUGUUAGACAGGUGGAGCAAACACCCCUUCCUGUAUGGUGAGGAUUUUCCCAUGAAGAUUCCACGCACCAGGAUGGCUGUAUCUUGCCUGUGUUUGAGUCCUUCUCGAAAAUGAAAAUGUUGGCUUUGAAAAGAGAGAGGCAAGGUCAUAAAUGGGACAAAACUUUGAGCCUGCUGCUAAGGAUGUGUAUUGUGUUAAUGCUGUGGUGUGCAUGGUUUAUAACGAUUUGAUAUGUUUUCUUUGUCUAGCCUGUUUAUUGUAUAUAUGGGGAUGUCUGAAUAUAAGGAUACAGGUUUGUCAUCAUCAUAGAAAAUCCUCUUGGUUUUCCUUGUAGACAUCCAUCCAGUUAUGUAGAUUUACAAACCAUUCCAACGAUUUUGAUUGUGUAACGUAAUAAUAGAGGUGAAAUAAAAUUUAACUGCA